Molecule: messenger RNA, 1947 nt
Organism: Homalodisca vitripennis (glassy-winged sharpshooter)
Lineage: Eukaryota; Metazoa; Arthropoda; Insecta; Hemiptera; Cicadellidae
Product: UNC93-like protein MFSD11
Exons: 8
Coding region: 258-1385 (375 amino acids)
Source: RefSeq, a predicted model, not a curated record
UUGGUUUACACUGUGAAGAUACGUAAAAGUGUUAAAAAUGUUGCAUUCAGGGUUUGAUAAAAAGUUAUGGAAUGUAAUUUCACUGGGAUUGUGUUUUAUGAUACUUUUUACAGCAGACUACACGGUCACUAAUAUGCAAGUAAAAAACACUGAUUAGCAGUAUACACGAGGACAAGCCUGAGUUCACCGUGGAUGGCUACACCAGUCUGGGGAUCACAUACUUGGUAUUCGCCCUAAGCUUGUGGCUCGGGCCAUCCAUGGUCAGCCUCACCGGACCUCGCUACGGCAUGGCCCUGGCUGCCGUUGGAUACACGAUAUACAUUUUGGCAUUCAACUUAGAAGAGUCUUGGGCAAUCUAUGCAGUGACUGUGAUUGGAGGAGUGGCGGGUGGACUAUUAUGGACUGCGGAGGGCAACUAUCUCGUACUCAACUCUGACUCUACUAAUAUCUCUCGCAAUGUUGGGAUUUUCUGGGCUUUCCUUCAGUCAUCAUCACUGUUUGGCAACAUCUUUACAUUUUUCAAAUUUGAGGGAAAGAGAAGAAUAGAUGCCGAUACAAGACAUCAAGUAAUCUGGGUUCUUGGUGGCGUAGCAGCUGUAUCAGUGUUUGCAUUUUUAUUCUUGCGUGAGUCUAAAAAACCCAAAGAUGAAUUGGAUGAAGCCCGAGGGCCUCUGGUUGAACUGAAGAAAACUUGGAUGGUUUUUAUCACAAAAGAAAUUAUAAUACUAAACAUAACAUUUUGCUUUACUGGUAUGCAGCAUGCUUUUACGUACGGAGUGUACAGUCCAAGUGUUGGCUUCACAACAGCCUUCGGGAACCAAGCCAAGCAGUUGGUAGCAUUGUCCGGCAUCUGUAUUGCUGUUGGAGAAGUUUUCGGUGGUAUGUGCCAAGUAUUCCUGAACAGGAUAUUCACAAGGUGUAAACUCGGCCGCAGUGCAGUCAUUAUAUUCGGAUUCACGUUACAGUUACUGGCCUUCAUUCUUAUCUUCCUGAACCUCCCUGACAGUGCGAGCUACGGAGAGAGUUAUGAGAAAUCCAUUAUACAGCCCAGUUCUGUAGUAGCGAUGAGCUGUAGUUUUCUGCUGGGAUUUGGUGACAGUUGUCUGAACACACAGAACUUCUCCAUCAUUGCGGUGUUGUUCCCACUCAAUAGCACUCAGUCAUGUGCUCUCUACAAGUUCAUUAAGAGUUUCUUUGUUGGUCUUGGCUUCUUUGUGUCGAGCCACAUCGGUCUCCACACACAGCUGAUGGUGUUGGCACCAGCAGGAGCUAUCAGUGCUCUGGCGUUCAUGUACGUCGACAAAAACGUCACCAAGGCCAAGUGGACAAACGAGGACUGGGAUUCUGCAGAAGAAGAAACUGUAGGGACAAUCCGUUCAAAGUAAACUUAGUACUACUCUCAGUAUAAGGAAACCCAAGUAUUUGUUAGCCAAUCAGUCUCAUAAGUACUUAACAGUAUUAAAGUUUUAAUACAAGUUUUUAAAGUUACACAGUCAGUAGUUUUAAGUUGUUACUUAGUUCUUCUGUAUGCCAUAAAGCUUGUUCAUUUGAAAAGUUUAAGUAGUGACUAAUUAAGUUUUUAGAGUAAUUAAGUAUUGGUUUCAAUUUGAGUGUACUGUUUGUGAUAAAAAAACACAAUUUUUUUCGCUUUGGGAUUGAUUUACUCUGUUUUGGCUUUUAGGAGAAAUUGUGGUGAAGAGUUAGGCUUGGAGUUCCAUUUAUAGGUAAAAGUGGUUUCAACCCUGCCUUGAUUUUAAAAAUAUUUUCUUUAGUAUCUGUUAUACUGUACGUAAUAUCUCGCACUUGUACUUAUAAAAUAGAUCCAGGGGUGUAUCCAGAGGGUCAAUUCCCCCACCCACUGAAAUUUUAUUUUACCUUAUUAGUAUUUUUAGACAUAUAUGACUAAUACAAUUCUAAAUUCUAACAAUAUAUCAUUACACACAUUUA